UUUCUCUCUCUAUAAACCCCUCCCUCUCUCCGAAUUGUUGAUGACUUAAUCGUACUUCACGAUUGAUCUCUCUCCCUCGCUUCACCACUUGGCUAGUAAUAUCAUCAAGAUAUUCUUCAUGAUUUGAUCACACUUUGUCACGAUUAAAUUCUCUCUCUCUCUCUCUCUUCCUUCACCGCUUGGCAAGUAACAUCGUCUCUCGAUUGAAGACUUAUAAUAUAUAGAAAUCGAACUCUGUUUCUCUACUCUCCCUCCCCCAUGAAUUAGGAUCCGGUAGAAUGGAUUGAGAAAUUCUCUCUCUCUGCAAUUUCAGAGGUUUACUGUGGUCGCCAUGGCAAGAAGCUUGAAAAGUUCACAACUUCUCCUCUUUGUGUUUCUUCUCCACCUCUUAUCUGUUACCUGGUCAUGGAAGAAAGAGGAGUUCAGGAACUGUAACCAAACCCCUUUUUGCAAGCAAUCCAGGUCAAGAAAACCGGGCUCCUGCUCUUUCAUCGCCUCUGAACCUGUAAUCGAAAAUGGCGAACUUGUGGCCAAGCUCAUUGCCAAACCUCUGCAAAACCAAGAAGAAGAACCAGAGAAACUUGAGCCCCUGAUCCUUAGAAUAUCUGUCUACCAUGGAGGAAUCCUUCGUUUCAAGAUCGAUGAAAGCCCUGAUUCCCCUGUUACCAAGAAGCGAUUUGAGGUUCCUGAUGUGUUGAUGAAGGACCUCGAUGAGAAGAAGCUAUGGCUUCAAAGGAUAUCAAGUCCAGAGAAUGGGAAGGGAUCAGUUUUGUACCUCUCUCCUGGUUAUGAAGCAGUCCUCCAGUUUGACCCAUUCGAGAUCUAUAUUCGAAAAGGUAAUGACCCAAACGCCAUUAUUUCUUUUAAUUCUAAUGGGCUCUUCAAUUUUGAGCAAUUGCAGAAUAAGAGAGAAGGUGACGAUUGGGAAGAGAGGUUCCGAUCCCACACUGAUUCUCGUCCUUUUGGACCUCAGUCAAUAAGCUUUGACAUCUCAUUUCACAAAGCAAAUAAUGUAUAUGGAAUACCUGAGCAUGCUACUAGUUUAGCUCUAGCACCAACAAAAGGACCAGGAAUUGAAUCUGAACCUUAUCGUCUCUUCAAUUUAGAUGUUUUCGAGUAUAUAUCUGAGUCCCCAUUUGGUCUAUAUGGUUCUAUUCCGGUUAUGAUUUCUCAUAAUUCAGAGCGGACCACUGGUUUCUUUUGGUUAAAUGCUGCCGAAAUGCAAAUUGACGUAUUGGGUCAUGGUUGGAAUGCUAUUGAUGGAAUUGCCCCUCAACAUGAGGCCAUCGACACACAUUGGAUGGCUGAGGCAGGGGUAUUAGAUGCUUUUUUCUUUCUUGGUCCAACUCCGAAGGAUGUAAUUGGGCAAUACACAAAAGUUACAGGUACUUCAGCGAUGCCCCAAUACUUUGCAACUGCAUAUCACCAGUGUAGGUGGAAUUACAGAGAUGAGGAAGAUGUAGCUGAAGUUGAUGCUAAAUUUGAUGAACAUGAUAUUCCAUAUGAUGUUUUAUGGCUUGAUAUUGAGCACACUGAUGGUAAGAGGUAUUUCACUUGGGAUAAGCUCUUAUUCCCGAACCCUACGGAAAUGCAGAAUAAGCUUAUGGCGAAGGGGAGACACAUGGUUACCAUUGUGGAUCCUCAUAUUAAGAGAGAUGAUGGUUUUGCACUUCACAAAGAGGCUGCAAAGUUGGGGUACUAUGUGAAGGAUUAUAGUGGAAAGGAUUAUGAUGGGUGGUGUUGGCCUGGAUCCUCAUCGUACUUGGACAUGUUGAAUCCUGAGAUUAGGUCAUGGUGGGCUGAGAAAUUCUCUUUGGAAAAUUAUGUGGGUUCGACUCGCUCGUUGUAUAUAUGGAAUGACAUGAAUGAGCCUUCUGUGUUUAAUGGUCCUGAGGUUACCAUGCCAAGAGAUGCGAUUCACUUUGGAGGUGCAGAGCACCGAGAAGUGCAUAAUGCCUAUGGAUACUACUUUCAUAUGGCUACAGCUGAAGGACUUUUAAAGAGAGGAGGUGGAAAUGACAGGCCAUUUGUAUUAUCACGAGCAUUCUUUCCGGGAAGUCAAAGGGUUGGAGCAAUUUGGACUGGAGAUAAUUCUGCAGAUUGGGAUCAUCUUAGAGUUACGAUCCCAAUGGUUUUGACUCUUGGGCUUACUGGCAUCUCUUUUUCAGGUGCUGAUGUUGGUGGGUUCUUUGGUAACCCUGAGCCUGAGUUGUUAGUUCGGUGGUAUCAGUUAGGGGCCUAUUAUCCGUUCUUUAGGGGUCAUGCCCAUCAUGAUACCAGGAGACGAGAACCUUGGUUGUUUGGAGAGAAGAAUACUGCCCUCAUCAGAGAGGCCAUACACAUUCGUUAUGCACUGCUGCCAUAUUAUUACACAUUAUUCAGAGAAGCCAGUGUCAGUGGUGUACCCGUUAUGCGCCCAUUGUGGAUCGAAUUUCCUGCAGAUGAAGCGACAUUUAACAAUGACGAGGCAUUCAUGGUCGGGAACAGUCUAUUAGUACAGGGAAUAUAUACUGAGGGGGCUAGAUCGACUAUUGUUUAUUUGCCACGGGGACAAACCUGGUAUGAUAUGAGAAGUGGGGAUGCUUAUUCAGGAGGCAAGAACUAUACACUGGAAGUCUCUAUGGAGAGCAUACCUAGUUUUCAGAAGGGUGGCACCGUUAUACCAAGGAAAGAUAGGUUUCGUCGAAGCUCUACCCAAACGAUGGAUGAUCCUUUCUCUCUGGUUAUUGCUCUGAACAGUUCCAUGGAGGCAGAGGGCGAGCUCUAUAUGGAUGAUGGCAAAAGCUACGAUUAUGAACAAGGAGCAUACAUCCAUCGCCACUUUGUGUUUUCAAAAGGCAUUCUGACCUCUUCAAGCAUGAGGUCCACUAAAACUAGCAAGAAGACUUUGUCUUCAAACUCAGUUAUUGAAAGAGUCAUAGUUCUUGGGCUUUCAUCUUCGGCCAAGAGUGCUCUUAUUGAGCCAGCAAAACAUACAACCGAGGUUGAACCUGGGCCACUCACUCUUCGAAAAGGUUCGAGCGCCGUUGGAGUUACUAUCCGCAAGCCCAAUGUUAGAAUUGAUGAGGAUUGGGCGAUUAAGCUUGUUUAGAGACUAUGUUCAUAAAUUUUUGGUGAUUUUAUUUUUCAUGAUCACCAAUGUAGAAAAUUUGGUUCCUCAUUUACUGAAUUUUGGUCAGUUAUCGAAGGGUAUGUAGUGGCGAAUGUUCCAUUUUGAAUGGGAUUUAACUAGUUUCAUGGUUCAU
Molecule: messenger RNA, 3245 nt
Organism: Amborella trichopoda
Lineage: Eukaryota; Viridiplantae; Streptophyta; Magnoliopsida; Amborellales; Amborellaceae
Gene: RSW3
Product: Glycosyl hydrolases family 31 protein
Biological process (GO): N-glycan processing; carbohydrate metabolic process
Molecular function (GO): alpha-glucosidase activity; carbohydrate binding
Source: RefSeq, a predicted model, not a curated record